CUCCGGUGGCUACGUGCUUCCUUUGUCAAUGAGGCGCCGCUCUGAGCUGCAGUAACCCUCGGCCCGCGAGCUGGAGCCGGAGCUGGAAUCCGAGCCCGAACGAGCAGAGCGGGGCGGAGAGGCAGCAGCCGGCGGCGGGAGGGAGGGUUACGCGCCAUCCGUCUGCAGGAGCGGGCCUGGGAGAGGGCCCGGGCGGGUCUGUCUCACCCUCGCCGCCCGGGCGCGCGGGCGCGCGGCGACAGGCACCGUGGGAACCCCGGCCCGCUCCCGCCGCGGCUCCACGCGGCCCCGGCCCCUGCGCGGGUGACGCCGCGGCUCCCCGGAGCCCGCCCGGGCGCGGCAGCACGAGCCAGCAGGUCGCGCCGCCCGGCGACCCGCCCUCCGGCGCCCGGGCCCCGGCCGGAGAUGCCCGGUGAGGACCGGGGCGCCGAAAGCUGGGCUCCCCGGCACGGUGUGGAGCGAGGCAGCGGCCUGGAUGAGUGAAGCGUCCCCAUGGCUCCGCAGCAGGCGAAGCCCCAGGGCCCGAGGGCAGCUGGGCCGGCGGCGCGGGGGCGCAGGGGUCGGCCUGGGGCGCGCGGGCUCGGCCUGGCUGGCGUGAGGGGUCCCCGGGUCGCCGCGUCCCAGGAUGCGCCGCCGCCGCUGCUGCUGGGACUCCUGCUGCUGGCCGCCCUCCCCGAGCAUUGCCUGGCCGACCCGGGAACAGACAAUCUACAGAUCACUGUCACCCCCAUCCCAGAGUCAUUUCCUCAUGGGAAAUUGUUACCGAUUUCACCAACAUGGCCUUUCUCAGAAGUCCCGUCUUCCUCGGCAGUGGACAGAAUCAAGAAUGUGCUGGGCCCGUCCCCUGACAACACCAGCGUGCUGCAGGUCACCCGCACGCCUCCACCCCGGACCCCCCGCAGAGCUAGGGCUCACGGGGACUUCUCUUCUUCCCCUUACCAAGGAAGUGGACACAGCGCCUCCCUUGAGCCUUCCAAGGAUUCCACCGAGUCUCUGGUCCAACCAAGACCUCGAGGGGGAGGCGAAGCAGCCGCCACGCCAGCGGACUCCUCAGUGUCGUCCAAGGCAGAACCAACAGCAGCAGCAGCAGCAGCCACCUUGUUUUGGAGGAAACCAAGCCCACCGGCCGUGUCUGCAGCCCUGGUUGCUAAGGGGACCAGCGGCAGCCCUUCAGCCAUGGCCUCAGGAUUAGCCAAGAGCAGUCUGACCACUGCUCUAGCUAAAAAUGUCACAAGCAACGCAGCAUCUGGCCCAAAGGAGACACCGGGAGCAGCCCAUGCAGCCUUCUCGUUCACGCCAGCCUACAUGUCUGCAAGAACAGCACACACCAUGAGCGCUCACACAGCCAUGCAGGGGGACAUGGGCACUGCCGUUGGCCUCCAGUCCACAACACACCUCCCCAGGACACCACAAGCCAUGCACACGGGCCUCCCCAACCUCCCCCACCCAGACACUCCCAGGGCGUCCACCGCACGCCCGCUGACAGUCCCGGCGGCCUUGACAUCCGUCUCUGCAGCAGUAAGGGCGACCUGGUGGCCGCCUGUGCUGGCAGAGAACACGAAUGCUGCUCUUCCUGCCGCGCCAACUGCUGUGGCCACGACGGGCAGGAGGACAUCCAGCCUGGAGUGUCAGAUGUCCAGUAAGCUCCUGGUGAAGACGGUUCUCUUUCUGACCCAAAGGAGAGUGCAGAACAGCGAAACUUUGAAGCUCAGUGUAGCCAGAGGACUCACGCAGGCCUUGCGGAAGGCUUUCCAGCAGAGUGAUAUCUCGGCUCAUGUGGACAUUCUGGAACAUUCUCAUAACGUCACAGUUGGUUAUUAUGCUACCAAAGGGAGGCUGGUGUACUUGCCUGCCGUAGUGAUCGAAAUGCUGGGUGUUUAUGGGGUCAGCAACGUCACUGCAGAUCUGAAGCAGCACACCCCAAGCUUGCAGUCUGUGGCAGUGCUUGCCUCCCUGUGGAACCCCCAGCCCGCAGGCUACUUCCAGCUGAAGACAGUGCUGCAGUUUGUGAGCCCGUCUGACAACAUACAGUCCUGCAAGUUUGCUCAGACGAUGGAACAGAGGCUGCAGAAGGCUUUCCAGGAUGCCGAGAGGAAAGUCCUGAACACCAAGAGCAACCUGACAGUUCAGAUUGUGAGCACGUCCAACGCCUCCCAGACAGUCACGCUGAUGUACGUGGUGGGCAACCAGAGCUCCUUCCUCAACGGCACCGUGGCCAGCAGCCUCCUCCGCCAGCUCUCGGCUGAGCUGGUGGGGUUCUACCUCACUUACCCGCCGCUCACCACUGCCGAACCACUGGAAUAUCCCAACCUUGACAUAUCAGAAACAACCAGAGACUAUUGGGUAAUUACAGACCCAGCGAUGAGGCACAUGGGGACUGUCCAGUUAUUGAUUCCAGUGCUGCAGGGUGUGGACAAUUCGCUGGUGGGCCUGCACAACCAGAGCUUCGCCCGGGUCAUGGAGCAGCGCCUGGCCCAGCUCUUCAUGAUGUCCCAGCAACAAGGCCGGCGGUUUAAACGGGCCACCACCCUGGGAAGCUACACUGUGCAGAUGGUAAAGAUGCAGCGGGUGCCGGGACCCAAGGACCCAGCGGAGCUGACUUACUACACCCUGUACAAUGGGAAGCCUUUGCUGGGGACCGCAGCUGCCAAGAUCCUGAGCACCAUUGACUCCCAAAGGAUGGCCUUGACCCUGCAUCAUGUUGUCCUUCUGCAAGCUGACCCCGUGGUGAAGAAUCCGCCCAACAACCUGUGGAUCAUUGCCGCAGUGCUGGCGCCCAUCGCAGUGGUCACAGUCAUCAUCAUCAUCAUCACCGCCGUGCUCUGCCGGAAGAACAAGAACGACUUCAAGCCAGACACCGUGAUGAACCUGCCUCAGAGAGCAAAGCCUGUGCAAGGCUUUGAUUAUGCCAAGCAGCACCUGGGCCAGCAAGGGGCGGACGAGGAGGUCGUCCCUGUGACCCAGGAAACGGUGGUCCUCCCGCUGCCCGUUAGAGAUGCUCCGGCCUCUCAGGAAAGGGAUGUCGCCCAGGACGAAAGCACCAUCAAGACGGCCAAGUCCACCGAAACCAGAAAGAGCAGGUCGCCCAGUGAGAAUGGCUCUGUCAUCAGCAACGAAUCAGGGAAGCCCAGCUCGGGCAGGCGCUCGCCCCAGAAUGUAAUGGCACAGCAGAAAGUGACAAAGGAGGAGGCACGGAAGAGAAAUGUGCCAGCGAGUGAUGAAGAGGAAGGAGCAGUUCUUUUUGACAACUCUGGCAAGGCAGCUGCCGAUCCCUUUGACACGUCUUCUGGAUCUGUGCAGCUCAUCGCAAUCAAGCCCACAGCCCUCCCCGUGGCACACCCCACCUUGGACAGGAGCCAGGAGUCGGCAGUCCUCAGCGGGGAGGUGGACAAAGCCCUGAAGCAGAAGUCCGACAUUGAGCACUAUCGGAACAAGCUGCGCCUCAAGGCCAAGAGGAAGGGGUACUACGACUUCCCCGCAGUGGAGGUGAACAAGGCUCAGACGGAAAGAAAAAAGAUGUACGAGAAAGCCCCAAAGGAAAUCGAGCAUGUUUUGGAUCCCGACCCAGAACUGUGUGCCCCAUUCGCUGAGUCUAAAAACAGGCAACAGAUGAAGAACUCUGUCUACCGAAGCCGGCAGUCUCUGAAUAGCCCGAGUCCGGGGGAAACCGAGAUGGACCUUCUGGUGACUCGGGAGCGACCGCGGCGUGGGAUCCGGAACAGCGGAUACGACACCGAGCCUGAAAUCAUAGAGGAAACCAACAUUGACAGAGUUAACGAGCCCCGGGGCUACGCCAGGUCGAGGCCGGUGAAAGGCCACUCGGAGACCUCCACGCUGAGCUCCCAGCCCUCCAUCGACGAGGUCAGGCAGCAGAUGCACAUGCUGCUGGAGGAGGCCUUCAGCCUGGCGUCCGCGGGCCACGCGGGCCAGAGCCGGCACCAGGAGGCCUAUGGCUCAGUGCAGCACCUGCCCUACUCGGAGGUGGUAACCAGCGCUCCGGGGACCAUGACGCGGCCCAGGGCUGGGGUGCAGUGGGUGCCGACCUAUCGCCCGGAGAUGUACCAGUACAGUCUGCCCCGGCCGGCCUACAGGUUUUCCCAGCUUCCUGAAAUGGUCAUGGGCUCUCCCCCUCCGCCUGUACCCCCCCGGACUGGCCCUGUGGCCGUCGCUUCUCUCAGGCGGUCCACCUCGGACGUGGGCAGCAAGACCAGGACGGCCGAGGCCGCGGGGCCCGAGCCCGCCCCGCUGCACGACAGUGCCGCCUUCGCGCACGUGUCCCGAGGCCCCGUGUCCGUGGCGCAGCUGGACCAGUCGGCGUUAAAUUACUCAGGUAAUACGGUGCCAGCUGUGUUCGCCAUCCCAGCUGCCAACAGACCCGGCUUCACGGGCUACUUCAUCCCGACGCCUCCCUCGUCCUACAGGAACCAGGCCUGGAUGUCCUAUGCAGGGGAGAGUGAGCUCCCGAGCCAGUGGGCCGAUUCGGUCCCCCUCCCAGGGUACAUCGAGGCCUACCCCCGGUCACGGUAUCAGCAGAACUCACCGUCCAGGCUCCCCCGCCAGUACAGCCAGCCGGCCAGCCUGCACCCCAGCUUGGAGCAGGCCCCAGUGCCCUCGGCGGCGGCCUCGCAGCAGAGCCUGGCAGAGAAUGACCCGUCCGACGCACCGCUCACCAACAUCUCCACGGCAGCCCUCGUGAAGGCCAUCCGGGAAGAGGUGGCAAAGCUGGCCAAGAAACAGACGGACAUGUUUGAGUUCCAGGUCUGAUGCUUUGCCCAAGGGGCUUCCACUGAGGAAGCCGUCUGCGGUUCUCAAGCCUAAGGUGUUGGGACUUGAGACACAGACGAUGUGUGAGUCUUUCUCACCCUCAGUUUCUCAAAAGGUGAACAGUAGGGCUUCUGGGAAACAGGACACUCUUGAACGACCUGCUUCUCGGCUUAUUCAGCUGAUUGUAGGUCAAGAAGUACCUGCCUGGGAACAUAUGUUUGAUAUUCUGUUGUGUUAAAUGUUUGAACUGUGGGCGUUUUUCUCUGUGGAGCCUUAGUCACGAGAGACUGGCAAAUCUGCAGAUUCCUGUCCAAUGCCACAUUUUCAUAAAUCACCAGAAGGGGGAGGACAGAGCUCUGACUUUGUUGACCUCUGCAUGUUAACUGUUUCUGUGUCAAAGGCAGUGCAGGCGGGCGAUGCAGCCCCAGACUGGACUCUCUCUCCUUCAGCUCUGACCACAAUCGUUAAAAUCACCUCUGGUCUGUAAGGGAGGCACUGACUCCAGCCAAGAAACUUGAGUCCUUUUCUUUUAAAGGUUCAUAUUCAAAGUCAGACGAAUGAAUUGGAUGAAAAUCAGCACUGUCAGUGCCUGCACUUAUAAACAAUCCUGACUCUUUUUUCCCUCAUUAAUUAAACAAAGGCCCAGAAAGAGAGAAGAUGAGAAGGAAUGGUGGACUCGUGUUGAUAGGUUUUGGAAAGCUGUUGUUAUUUUGGACAUAGAGUACCCUCCAUCCAGCUGAAAGAGAAUCGGUGCUCAGUGCUUUUAGGAUCCUCCAAAAGACAAACAGGUAUUUUAGGAUCCUCCAAAAGACAAACAGGUAUUUCCUUUGCCCUGCAAUGAGGGUGGCCUGAGAACGAAGCUUCUGUCUUUAGGGGAUAAUAGAUACAUAGACUUUUAAAGAAAAUCUCUGUCUCUUCAACAAUGAUGUUCAGCUUGUGCUGCCAAGUGAUACAGAAGGAAAUAGUAAUUGAUGCCUGUUGCAAGCAGGCAUGGUGGAGCCUACAGUCUCCCCAGGCUGCAGCCUCUGUUUCUAGAAGCUUCUGAAUGUAGAAAAUCUGUUGAUUUGUUUAAAUGUAAAUAACAUUUUAAAAUGUGUGUGGAGUUAGCCAGUUCCCCCACCCCGCCUCUGGCACCCGUAGUUACUGGAUGCAGAGGACGUUUGCUGAAAUGACAGGGCUGCUGACCUUGUGACUGUAAUGUUGCAGAUCACCCUCCUGGGCGUGGUGGGCAUGACGAGUGGGCCUUCUGAGCUCUGGGUGGACGCGGCCUCCCAGCCCUGAGGCACCAGCCGCUAACUGUCAAUGCAAAAGCAAAACAGCUACUGACUUCCCGUAGCCCUGGGGAGGGGACACUGGUUCCUCACCAGCUUUGGGAGCCGUGUACAAUGUCGGGGCUUACGUGGUGUCUAUUGGAGAGCAAGGUCCUGUGCUGCCUUCACCCGUGAUCCCUCUGGCUUCAGCUGUAUCCAUACCCUCUGAGCCCACCUUUCCAUUCUCCUCAUGAGUUUCUUUGGUCUUUACUGAGAGAAGGUGGGAAUUUAAAAACUGAGAGAAGAGUAGGAGUGGAACUGAUUAGAAUGGGAGAUUCAAACUAUCAAAGCACAGACUUUUCAAAGAAGCUGUUUUUAUUUCCCACUGGCAAGUUGCCCUUUCUGGAAUGUUCCGGAGAUGAUGUGUCAUGGAAUCCCGAAACUAGUCUCUUGUUUGGAUGAUAUUGGUAGUGUCCUUUUGGUAUGCUGGUUGAUCUUGCAUAGUGUUAGUUUUUUGUUACCUAAAAAAUAUCAGCUAUAAAUAAAAUGUAUUUUUGUAAUUUCCAUGUGUAUAUAUGGUAUAUUUCUACCAAUGGCCAGUUGUUAUAGUCCAAAACCUAAAUCAGCUUGCAAAACACUGUGGACAGUGCAAGAUUUUAUUGACAGAUUAACACAAUGCCUAAGUCUAUCCAAAUAGGUAUUCAAUGCACUUGAAUGAACAAAGAGCCAAAGAAACUCAGCCUUUCCAUGCAAAUGAGUCUGAUAAAGUCAGCUACAUUGUCUCACCUUAUCAAUAAUAUUAAUCUUCAUCAGUGCAAUGAUAUCAACCCAGUACUUUGUCUACUUGGUAAAUGCCUGGAAAUACUUUAUGUGAAAAUGAAGUUUCAAGACCUUAGUGUAAUUAAAAUGUAUGCACAUGCUUCAAAGACAAUGUCUGAGCGUGGAUCUUCCAGUGACUUACAGAGAGUGAGCUACAGUAGGCAGUGGUAUGGCUCAGCUUGCUAAGAGGAUGGAGAAACAAAUCAGAUCCUCCCUUAAACUAGACACCACAGGUUUAAGAAUAGUAUCUGAGAGGAGAACCUGAAGCUGAAAAGAAAUCAAUCUGUUUAUGUUUUCCCACCAAUGGGGAGAUAGCUGCCAUUGUUUCAUUUUUCUGUGAAUAAGACAUGGUCCCUUCUUUGAAGAGUCUCCUGACCUCAUGGAGGUGUCAGAUACCUGGACAGCUGGCUCUGAGAAAAGGCAGAUGGUCCAAAGUGCCUCAUGGAAGUGAAAAUAGAGUUUCAUGAGAUCCCAGAGGUUCUGUGUUCCUCACGACCCUCCAGAUAGCUGAAGAAGCCACAAAGGACCUUGGAGACCUCGGAGAAGGGAGCAAGAGUCCAGAGAAGUGGAGUGACUUGCCCGAGGACGCCAGCCCAAGCCUGCUGAUUCAUGAUCCAACUUGCUUUCCAUGUCACCAUGCUGCCUGCACGCUUGUCUGUGACACAUUUCUUGAACUGUGCUAGGAAGUUUAAAAAGUAGACAAAGGUCAUAUGAGGGGUUCCCUACGUUCCUGUGAAGAAAAAAGGUGAUUAAAUAUGUAAAGAACUUCAGACAAAGUGUAUAGAGGACAAUGCAUUUGUGGCAUAAUAAACAUUUUUCAGAACUAGUUUUGAUGUGAGUUUUCUGCAUUCGUGAAAAGAAAUGCAUUUUGGCCUUUUCUGGAGAGUGCCAUCAAGGAAAUGGUGUUCUCAACUGCUGUUCAAGACUGUAGAGGUGUAUUCCUCUCUCAGUGCUAUGGACCCAGGCAGGGAGGGAGGCCAUGACAGCUUGUCAUUGUGAGGUAGCAGAUUCUUGCUCCCUGCGUUGGGGAGGGGUGGCAAUCUGGUGAUGCAGGAAUGUAGUCUGAGAUGCCGGUUGUUACCUCUGGAGCAGGAGGUCGCCUCUUUCAGGGUGUGCUAUGGACUGAAUAUUUGUGACACCUCCAACUAAUAUGUUGAAAUCCUAACCCCCAAGGUGAUGAGAUUAGGAGGUGCCUGGGUCAUGAGCAGAGCCAUUGUGGAUGGGGUUAGUGCCUUUAUAAAAGGGACCCCAGAGAGCUCUCUUGCCCUCUCUUCUGCCAUGUGAGGAUAAAAGAAUAAGUCAGCAGUCUGUAACAAGAAGAGGGCUCUCACCAGAACCCAACUGCACUGGCAGCCUGAUCUCAGACUUCCAGUCUCCUGAACUGUGAGAAAUAAAUUUCUGUUGUUUAUAAGCCACCUGGUCUAUGGUUCUUUGUUAUGGCGGCCUGAGCUGACUAAGACAGGCUGGAUUAUGUAAGAAUCAAUUCUGGGGUCCAGGGAGAAGUUAUAUUGUGCAUUUGUUAAUUUAAGAAUUCAGCAGAAGGGCAUGUACUUUCUGAGCAAUUUUGAUGGAAGAAUGGAUAGGAAAUUGUUGGAUUUGUGAUUAAAAAAAAAAAACCUUCUGUGAGAAAGUUACAGGUGAAGGAGGAGAGGAAUUUACUUACCUAACAGAAAUGCUUCUCUAACAGGCAGAAAUUAGAGAAAUGGAUUAAAAGAUUCAAAUAUUGAUUAGAGAUAAAUAAGCUUCUUUUUUCUACAUAACACACAGGCACUCAAAGUCUAAUAAAUAAAAUAACAGAUACUAUUUUAAAAGUUCGAGAACAGAAUUUAAACUUAAUCCAUUCCUUCUACCACACACCAGAAAGUAGUUCGGACUUUUCUACAAAAGACAGCCAAACACUCUUAGGGAAGGAUAGUAAUUUAGCUUGGAGCAGUGACUGACUCAGGUCCAAGUGUUAGACAUUAAAUCCUGCCAUUUAUCCACCCUUGAAGGUGAUCUAGUCAAGGAACUUUGCAAGGACUAGAAACCAUUUCCACUUGCUCGGGUGCAGGGCUUGACGGAGAGGACACAGGCUGUUUCAUAGAAACAGAACACAGCUCCCGUGUGCACUCACACGCUCUCCCUCCACACGAGCUUCCAUCUCUGUUUCUGUCUGCAGUUCUGCUCAGUUCUCUGCUCCCCUCGGCCUACCAGCUGUCUCUGUUUUCUCAUUAGCAUGUGUGUAGCUGAAAAUCCACCCCAGGACCCACUCCAAGCAAGCUUUCCUUUCCG
Messenger RNA from Diceros bicornis minor, 9104 nucleotides. RefSeq names its product KIAA1549 like. The transcript is spliced from 22 exons. NCBI's taxonomy places the organism in Eukaryota, Metazoa, Chordata, Mammalia, Perissodactyla, Rhinocerotidae. Bases 493 to 4764 code for a protein of 1423 amino acids. The record is from RefSeq and is a predicted model, not a curated record.